Molecule: messenger RNA, 2325 nt
Organism: Archocentrus centrarchus (flier cichlid)
Lineage: Eukaryota; Metazoa; Chordata; Actinopteri; Cichliformes; Cichlidae
Gene: zmat1
Product: zinc finger matrin-type 1
Exons: 7
Coding region: 12-1811 (599 amino acids)
Molecular function (GO): zinc ion binding; nucleic acid binding
Source: RefSeq, a predicted model, not a curated record
UAGGGAAAAAGAUGGACGACACAAGUGGCUGUACUUCGCUAACUGCGGAGUCAGACGCUCAAACUAACACUACCAGUACCCCUAACGCGGCUUCUGUCACAGAUGCUGACAAAGUAAUAAACAAUAAAAUAGAUAGUACCCAGGUUGAAGGAAACAAAGCUGAAGAGGAGCUACUGAAAAGUCUCCUCACAGACAGUUACUGCCAUGUGUGCGAGGCUGUGCUGCUGUUUAAAUCACAGCGACUGUCUCAUUAUGAGGGAAAGAAACAUGCUCAGAAACUCAAGGCGUACCUGCAGACCACAAAGGCAGACAAGCUGAACGUUAAGUCCACAGGAGCCCAGCAAACCAUGAGUAAUGAUAAAGACCGUUUCUGUGAGCUGUGCAACAUGGUAUUUAGCUCUCCUGUGGUGGCAAGAUCACACUAUGAAGGCAAAGUCCAUACAAAAAAUCUUCGUAAACAAAAUCUUCACUCAUCAGAGAAGUCUACAGAAGUGAGUACUUUACCAGGUCUCCACCAGGAUCCUGAUCAGUCAGAGCAAAAACCAUCCUCAGAGGGUGUUGUGGAGCAGGCUCUGGAUCCAGCUGUCACAAUUGCUACGUCUAGUGCAGAGGUUGAUCUGAAGGACCCCAGCAAGUACUGUGCACUGUGUACUGCCUCCUUUACCACUGCCCACGUAGCCUUGCAGCACUACAGUGGGCGCAAACACCAGAGGAAUCAGGCCAGACAGGAGCUGCUCAAACAGCUAGGACACGAUGUAGAACAAGCCAACUCCUUCAUGUGUCAGAUGUGUAGUGUGCAAUUUAACUCUGUGGAGAUGUACCAGGACCACAUGCAGGGAAACAAACACCAGAUGAGGGAGAAGAAGGUCGUUGAUCUGUGCAAAUCCCAACAAAAACUCUACACCACGUUUGCAGACGAGCUGGCUGAUUACAUUCAGGUUCAGAAGGCUCGUGGAAUCACCCCUAAGACUAAUCAGGUCCUCCCCCAGGAUGCAACGCAAAAGGAAGAUGAAGAAGUGUUAAAUAGGGAGGAUGUGACAGAACUAAAUAAACCUAUGCCUAGCCUCCCUCCUGCCUCCAUUUCUCCUCAUCAGUCCCACCCUGGUCAUUACUAUCCAGCUCAAAUGGGGUGUUCUUCAUUUCAGGGUCCACCCUUGCCAUCACAUGGCUCGAACUACAGCUAUCCUCCUCCAGUUCUUCGCAACUCAGGUACUCCACCUAGUUGGCCCAAGAAGAGAAGAAGGCACCGACAGUCAAGCUCCUCCUCUUAUACUACUUCAUUGUCUUGCUCCGACUCAUAUUCCUCCUACAGUAGUAGUGAAAGUGACAGUGAUCACAGUGAACACAGGCACAGAGAAAAGAGGAAAAUUAAAACAUCCCAGAGGGACAGGGUCAGGAGAGGAAAGGAGGAGGAGAGGAGGAGGAAGUGCCAGAAGAGGGAAAGAGAUAAUGACUCAGAGGAGAGAAGACUAGAGCAAUCUGUCGAGUCAGAAGAGGAGGAGGAGAGGAGAAGAAAAAAGUUAAAAAUUCAUGGCAAGUGGAGACGAAAAGAAAAAAAAUCCCGCAAGGAGAACUUUGAAGUGGAAAGAGGGGAUAGGGUUAUGGACAAAUUAAAGCCUGAAGACAUGAUGAAGAACAGAAAAGAGACUGAACUGCAUAUUCAGGCUGAAAUUAAUGUUAAGCAAGGGGAGGGUGGAGAGGAUGAGUCCUGUAAAUCCAAAUACAGAAAAGAGAAGAAGAAGGCAAAAGAGAAAAUAGACACUAGGACAGAGGAGGAGAAGCUGUGGGACGACUCUAUUCUGGGUUGUUAAACUCUGCAGGACCAGCUGAACUGAACAGUCUUAUGGACUGCUUUUUGCAAGCAUUUAUCAUAAGCAUGACAGUGAAAAUUAAAAAAAAUAAAGUAUUAAAAUUAUUUAAUUAAUCCUGUCAGCAGGUAACCAAGAACUUUUCUAUAUCUAGCUCUAUUAACUGAAAAAGUGUUUUCCUAUACAACUUUGCUAGCUGGCUAGCCAUGAGUAGUCAGUUUAUAUGUAAGGAACAAAUGCAUUUCCCUGAAUUCAGUGUGUCUGGAUAAGCAUUAAUUUUGUACUAUGACACUUUAUAAUAAGUUUGAGUAUUGUGUACAGCUAGUUGAUGGCUGUAAUGUUUGUCUCUCUUUGUUUAUGAAGUCCUCUUAACUCAUCACUAAGGUAAAUUAUUUUGAUUUGAAUGUGUGCAUUUGGCAAGGAGUUGAUAGAUUGUCAUUCCUGUAGCUGUCUGUGGUUGGCGCUGUUGAGCUUCAUUCAGAUCAUCAGUGUUGCAAAUAAAAGCCCAUACAUGUUG